Marmota flaviventris (yellow-bellied marmot) is the source of this 1783-nucleotide messenger RNA. RefSeq names its product coronin 1C (gene Coro1c). Gene Ontology annotation, molecular function: actin filament binding. Gene Ontology annotation, biological process: actin filament organization; neural crest cell migration. NCBI's taxonomy places the organism in Eukaryota, Metazoa, Chordata, Mammalia, Rodentia, Sciuridae. The record is from RefSeq and is a predicted model, not a curated record.
CGCGCGGCGCUCAGUGCCAGGCGGGAGGCGGCAGCGGUUGGAGGCUUCGCCAGGCUUUGCAGCGGGGACUUCGGCGGCGGCGGCGGCGGCGGCGCCUCAGGCUCCUCGGCCCUGACACAAUGAGGCGAGUGGUACGGCAGAGCAAGUUUCGGCAUGUAUUUGGACAAGCAGUGAAAAAUGACCAGUGCUACGAUGACAUCCGAGUUUCUCGUGUGACCUGGGAUAGUUCCUUUUGUGCUGUUAAUCCCAGAUUCGUUGCCAUAAUCGUGGAAGCGAGUGGGGGUGGAGCAUUCCUGGUGCUCCCUUUACACAAGACUGGUCGAAUUGACAAAUCCUACCCUACUGUGUGUGGUCACACAGGACCAGUGCUGGAUAUAGACUGGUGCCCGCACAACGAUCAGGUCAUUGCCAGUGGUUCAGAGGACUGCACGGUUAUGGUAUGGCAGAUCCCGGAAAACGGACUUACCCUCUCCCUGACUGAACCUGUGGUGAUUUUAGAAGGCCACUCGAAGAGAGUCGGCAUCGUGGCCUGGCAUCCGACAGCCCGCAACGUGCUCCUCAGUGCAGGCUGUGACAAUGCCAUCAUCAUCUGGAAUGUGGGGACAGGGGAAGCCCUUAUAAACUUGGACGAUAUGCAUUCAGACAUGAUCUAUAACGUGAGUUGGAACCGGAACGGCAGUCUGAUCUGCACAGCUUCCAAAGACAAGAAAGUGCGAGUGAUCGAUCCCAGGAAACAAGAGCUUGUUGCUGAGAAGGAGAAGGCCCAUGAGGGAGCCAGGCCCAUGAGAGCCAUCUUCCUGGCUGACGGCAACGUCUUUACCACUGGGUUCAGUCGCAUGAGUGAGCGGCAGCUGGCACUCUGGAAUCCUAAAAACAUGCAGGAACCAAUUGCUCUUCAUGAAAUGGACACUAGCAAUGGAGUUUUGCUGCCUUUCUAUGAUCCUGACACCAGUAUCAUUUACUUAUGUGGAAAGGGAGACAGCAGUAUUCGCUACUUUGAGAUCACGGAUGAAUCCCCAUAUGUCCACUACCUCAACACAUUCAGCAGCAAGGAGCCUCAGAGAGGCAUGGGUUACAUGCCCAAGAGAGGACUCGACGUUAACAAAUGUGAAAUUGCCAGAUUCUUCAAGCUGCAUGAGAGAAAGUGUGAGCCCAUUAUCAUGACUGUUCCCAGGAAGUCUGACCUUUUCCAAGAUGACCUGUACCCAGACACGGCAGGCCCCGAGGCUGCGCUGGAGGCAGAAGAGUGGUUUGAAGGGAAGAACGCUGACCCAAUCCUCAUCUCCUUGAAGCACGGCUACAUUCCAGGCAAAAACAGGGAUCUCAAAGUGGUCAAGAAGAACAUUCUGGACAGCAAGCCCACUGCAAACAAGAAGUGUGACCUGAUCAACGUCCCCAAGAAAACCACAGACACGACUAGUGUGCAAAACGAAGCCAAGUUGGAUGAAAUUUUAAAAGAGAUCAAAUCUAUAAAAGACACAAUCUGCAAUCAAGAUGAGCGUAUUUCCAAGUUAGAACAGCAGAUGGCGAAGAUAGCCGCCUGAAGGUCCCUCCCACCCUCCGGAACCUGGGAGUGAGAACUUGGGCUUUGGUAGCUGGUUGUUGGUGUGGUCCGAGGGAGGGUGGAGGGGGAGGCACUGCCAUUGGGAGACAUUCCAUUUCAGAGUUGUCAACCAGCAGCGAUAGGCCACAUUCCAGUAAGAACUCGAGCGACUCCCAAAUUUGCAAAAAAAAAAAAAAAGGAGAAAAGGAAAAAAGAAAAAAAAAAAGCUGAGCUUUUUAU